AUGUUUAAUUCACCAAAUGAUAGUUAUACAUCUUCACCAACUUCACCAUCCGGUGUAAUAUUUAAUCGACAUCAUCAUAAUUCUCGUUAUCAUCCAUAUAAUCGAAUUUCAACAUCAUAUUAUCCAACAAAUGAACUUGAAACAUAUUCAUUUGAUAAUAAUAAUAUUAAUACGAAUAAUCAUAAUCAAACUGUACAAAAUUAUGAUCAUUCAAUCAUGCCAUAUGAUUAUAAUCUUGCUUGGACAACAUCAUCAUCUUCUAUUGACAAUGAAAUAAGCAUUGAAGGACAAGCAACAAUCGGAUCAAAUCUUGGUGGAACAGGUGCUCCUCGUUGUUUUAAACGACGUGUCUCAGCUAAUAAAAAAGAGCGCCGUCGUACACAAUCUAUAAAUACAGCUUUUUCCGAUCUACGCACAGCGAUACCCAAUGUUCAACCUGACACAAAAUUAUCCAAGAUAAAAACACUUAAAUUAGCUACAAAAUAUAUUGAAUUUCUCAUGGAUAUAUUAUCUAAAGAUGAUCCAACAGCCAUGCCAAGUGCAUUUAAAGCUGAAAUUAUUAAAACAAGAAAAGAUCAUAGAGAUCUAAUGAAGUUUGAUAACUCAUUAUCACCACGUAAAAUCAAAGGACGAACAGGAUGGCCACAGGCAGUUUGGCAGUCAGAAUUAAAUCGUAAUGAAAAUUUUCAACAACAACAAAAUCAAUCAACUAAUGAAACAAAUCCUUUACCUCAAACAUUGCCACCACAAUUACAAUUGAAUACAUCAUCCGGAAGUUUAUCAAAUUCACCUACACUUUCUCAUAGUAGCUCAUCAUCGAGUACAAAAACAAUACACAAACUACGCACAUAUGACAAGCCGUAUUUAAGACAUAGCAAUGCAAAAAUGCGAUAG
Adineta steineri is the source of this 894-nucleotide messenger RNA. The record is from the annotation of a GenBank genome assembly. Lineage: Eukaryota; Metazoa; Rotifera; Eurotatoria; Adinetida; Adinetidae.